UCCCCUUUCCCUUUCACUCUCGCAUGUUUCCCUCUCCUGUCCUUCCCGUAACUUUCCCUCUCCCACUCCCACUUCUCUCCCUCACAUCUGGAGGGUAUCUGGUGUGGCGGUGUGACUCCUUCUCCUCCUGCUAUGGGACAGCCUGUGUUCGGACUGGACGUCAGACUUGCAGUGCAUUUCUGCUAACGUUGUUCGCAAACGGGUGGGUGAGGACUGAAGCUUCAAGCGCAGCAGAGAGAAGGAGCGGAGAGCCGUCUAAUCAUUUGGUUGUUGGCCUGGAGAGCUCAGCAGUGGACAUGGCCUUUCCAAAGCAUUCCGUCCUGCGGGCCCUGAGUGUGCUUAUCUUGGCCUGCGUUUUGGUGCACUGCCAGGCCCCUCUUGAACCAGCGGAAGAGGACGACGUAGAGCCAAUUAAGGAGACCAACGUGCCAACAGUGUUUGCAAAACCUGAGCCGGUCCAAUGUCCGCCAGAGUGUAGCUGUACAGCAGAGGGGGCAGUGGACUGCGCUGGGGUCGACCUCACCGAGUUCCCCGCUGAGCUGUCCGAAGAAACUCGCCAUCUCUCUCUACAGAAUAACAAAAUCGCGGAGAUAACAGUGGAGCACAUUUCCCACCUGCAUCAGCUUGAGACUCUCAACCUUCAGAACAACUGGCUCACCACAGACGGCCUUGAAGAUGAAGGUUUUGAGAUGCUCGAAGAGCUGGCUUAUUUAUACUUGGCAAAUAACAAGCUUACCUCAGCACCAAAGGUCCUACCAUCCUCUUUGGUUAGCGCUGAUUUUGCUGCAAAUCAGCUUACAAGGAUCUACCCAUAUACGUUUGGCCAUAAACCAAAACUGAGGUCUGUGUAUCUCCAUAACAACAAGCUGACUGACGCAGGGCUUCCUGAUCACAUGUUCAAUGCCUCUGACAAUCUGGAGAUCCUGACCAUGUCUAGCAACUUCCUGCGGACUGUGCCCAGGAACCUGCCGUCGAACCUUUACCGUCUUCAUCUGAAGAGUAACAAGUUGGAGAAAAUCCCAGCUGGGGCUUUUGACAACUUACCAAACCUUAGAGAGUUGUAUCUCCCGAACAACCUGCUCAAUAAUGAGGGCAUGGACAACGAGACUUUCAGCCAACUGAACAGCCUGGAGUGCCUGGAUUUGUCAUAUAACAAUCUGAGCGUCGUCCCCAAGGGUCUGCCACGCAAUCUAGUGCUGCUACACCUGGAGAAGAACUCCAUCCGCAGCCUCCCUGGCGAUGCUCUUAUCUCUGUCCGAAACCUUGAGUACCUGCUCCUCCACAAUAACAAGCUCCGUUCACGUUCCAUCCAUCCAGCUGCCUUCCAGGGUUUGAAGAAGCUGCAUACUCUACACAUGUAUAACAAUUUGCUGGAGCGGGUUCCCAGGGGCUUGCCUCGACGGGCCAAGAUCCUAAUGCUGCUCCACAACUCCAUUUCUGAAAUUGGCCGCAACGACCUGUCCCUGCUUUACACCCUUACGGAGCUCAACCUCAGCUACAACCAGCUGACCAACCCAAAGGUUCAUAGAGAGGCCUUCAGGAAGCUGCGUGUGUUGGAAAAACUGGACCUGUCAGGUAACGGCCUUCACUCCGUGCCCAUGGGUCUUCCUCGCAGCCUGCAGGUGCUCGAAAUCAAGAACAACCAGCUCAGCUCUAUACCGGACGGUGCACUGACGGGCAUGGAGAAACUAGGAAAGAUCAUCCUAAGUAACAAUCAGUUGAAACUGAACUCGGUGUACCAGGGAGCCUGGAUGGAGCUCAGUGCCCUAACAACAUUAGAUCUGUCUGGCAACCAGCUGUCACACAUCCCAUCUGACUUACCUGAGUCCCUGGAGUAUCUUUACCUGCAAAGUAAUCGCAUCUCCACUGUUCCUGCUUCAGCAUUCGAAGGCACGCCGAACAUCAAAGGCAUCUUUCUCCGGUUUAACCGCCUGUCUGUGGACUCUGUGGACGAGAGCUCCUUCGCACACCUGUCCAACUUGCAGGUGCUGGACAUUGGGACAGGAAACACCGACCUGCCCUUUAAAAGAGAUGAGGAGGAUGAUGAUAAGAUGAUGGAGGAGGAGUGAGAAACAUGAGACUCACUCAAUUGAACUGACAUUGGACUGGAUUGCGUCGCGGACAGAAAUGGGUUCUAAAUGGGAAUUGACGUGUGAAUGUCAUUUCCCGGGUCCAUAAUAUCGUAUUUUGCUGAGUGGCUGAGUCACAUUUUUCUGGUGCAGGAUACCACAUAAAGUUACUUUUAGUUACCAUUGUAUGGGCUGGUUAAUAUUGCAUAUCUUUAUAUCUGAGCGUUCAUACAUUUUGACUGGUGACAUGCAACAUCCAUCAUCUACAUUGUGUUUUUGUUCUUUAUUCUAAAAAAAAAGAAAAAAAGGCAGUCACAAAAGUCAAUGUGAAUUUUCCCAUGUAAAUGUCUCAAUACCAACGACAAAUCUUUAUGACUGCAAUUUUGUCAUUUUUUUUGGCUGCCAUGUCUCUCUGGCUUAAAAAAGUGAUGUAAUACUGUGAAACUACUACAAUAUGUUUUAAUAGCAAGAGUGGUCAGAUAAGCAUUCGGACACCCACUGAAACCACAGUAACUGUUGAAUGAAACACUGCAACGCUUAAACAGGACUUCAUUUCAGUUUUAUUAUUGCAUUAUAUUGUACUCAUUUUUUCAAGCGAUCAAUUAAUCUCUCACGCUUAAAUUGAUUUGAAUCUCAAGAACUCAAUUUAUAAUGAUGAAGUAGAAAAAAAUAACAGAGCAAAGCAUAAUAUUUGAGAAGCUUUUAAAGUAACAAUCCUUAAAAUAGUCUUUACAUUACAUAUUUAUAUAUAUACAUAUGUAUAUAUAUUCUAAAAUAUUCAUUAUAUAGGCACUGUAUUUAGAUUCCUCAAAGUUCCAGUGUGUAGGACUUUGUGGCAUCUUGCAGCUACGUUGCAUAUUGCAUCAAACUCAACAUCCCAUUCUUAGUUUCAGGUUAUUAUACAGGAAACAUGAUUAUGAAUAUUAUAUCCGAUCUCUGCCAAUACAUCCCCCUAAAUCCUACACACCGGUCCAUUAACUGUGGUACUUCAUAUACGCCUUAUUGUUACUGGCAGAGUGUUCAUUUCUCAGGUGGAUUACAUAUCUAGUAUCACUGUACAAUGGAUCACAGAACAUGAUGCCUGAACAAACUUGACGUAGUUUAGUCCAACCAAUAGAAAAAUCACGACAUUAUGAAUUAACCCACAAUUUUUUGUUGGAUAAAUGCUCCAAAGCUUCUUUUCUAUUAGCUGUUACCUGCUACUAUUACAUUGUCAGUUGCACGUCUGUUGCCACCAACCAAAUAAUAAUGAUAAUAAUAAUAAUAAUCCAAAUAUAAUAUCUGUUACCACCAGUAACCAAAUCAAACCAGGACUGAAAUCAUUAGAACUUUAGUGGCUAAAUGUUGAUCUCAUGAAUUAUUCAUCAUAAUGAAAUUGAUCUCUUUUAUUUUUCUUUCAGUUGACCAAUUUAAUUCAUAGUACUGUUUGCACUACCCUCAAGCAGGGGGUGUAGAAAAGUGAAUCUUGGAAAGCAGUCAUUUACUUACAAUGUGGACAUCAAUAUAUUUUUCUAAAUUGGAGUGAAAUACUCAAAACAUAAAAGCAAUUUCAGCACAUCUGAAGCUUCAAUCCAUGCUGCUGCUGCCGCUGCUGCUACUUCAGUCCACUUCUGCUUUAUAAAAAAACAUGGCAAGUAUUUUUAUAUGACAAGUUAAAACACACAUCCUGUUACGCUCACUGUACUGCUAUGAAUACAUUUUCACUUUUACACACAGCAGUAUUGUAUUGUCACAUAUACAGUCAUCAAACACGGCAAUAAAUGAUUUGAAAAGGC
Scophthalmus maximus (turbot) is the source of this 3844-nucleotide messenger RNA. It is a transcript of the gene podn, whose product is annotated as podocan. The record is from RefSeq and is a predicted model, not a curated record. The transcript is spliced from 12 exons. Gene Ontology annotation, molecular function: protein binding. The coding region runs from base 24 to 2069 and encodes 681 amino acids. NCBI's taxonomy places the organism in Eukaryota, Metazoa, Chordata, Actinopteri, Pleuronectiformes, Scophthalmidae.